Pangasianodon hypophthalmus (striped catfish) is the source of this 10348-nucleotide messenger RNA. It is a transcript of the gene slc20a2, whose product is annotated as solute carrier family 20 member 2. Gene Ontology annotation, cellular component: membrane. The transcript has 11 exons. The record is from RefSeq and is a predicted model, not a curated record. The coding region runs from base 4807 to 6789 and encodes 660 amino acids. Lineage: Eukaryota; Metazoa; Chordata; Actinopteri; Siluriformes; Pangasiidae. Gene Ontology annotation, molecular function: phosphate transmembrane transporter activity. Gene Ontology annotation, biological process: phosphate ion transmembrane transport.
CCACGCUGAGCUUGUUGGGGGAGCGCAUGGACACACUGUUGAUGUUUAUAGUCGGUUAACGAUAUUAUUGACUGAGGCACUGAGCAGCUAUGACCUGUAUUGGCUACAGCGUCCUUAAAGCAGUUUAAAGCAGUUUGAACAAAACAUGGCUCCUUUCCUUCCCACUUUAUAUAGUGUAUAGAAUCGCGCGCGCGACUGUCUCUCAUUGUAAACACUAGCUUAGCUCAUCAUCUGAGGUAGACACGGGACAACGAUUUUUUUCUCUCUCUUUGCCCGGAAGUUUGGUUUAAAUGAUCACGUCGAAACCCUUUCCCGUGAUACUACUGAGUGAAAUUAUAUUAAAAUUAUAUCAUCACACAUUUUAUUAGAAUUCUAUCCUAACAGCAAGGCUUACCAUGUGAAGCAUGCAGGAGACCUGCUUCACAAAGCUGUUAUAGACCUAUAUGCUUGAUUGACAAAUGUCUUCCUGUCUUGACUUCUCACAGACAAGCAACAGACUGUAGAAUAAAUGAACAUUUGCAUACUACUUAAACCCAACCUGUAAGAGCUUGAAAGUCUCCUUUGCACUCCACACAAAAGACUCCCUCAUGGAAAUGUGUACUAGCACUUCUAUACCUGUAGGUCCAUACAUGUUAUUCAGCUAUUGUUUGUAUAGCAGGGCUGUGCUCAAACAACAACUCGGGUAUGUCUUGGCACAGGUGUAAGAGUCAGCCUGAAUCAAAACACCUUUAUUAAGUCUGUAUCCAGUCACAAGUACAAACAGAAUUUGUGUCAUUCUACUAGAGGCCGUUCAUGUUAUUUAAAGCCUUUGCACACCCGCUCCUCUCUUGUGUAUGAAGUUUGGACCACUCCGGAGCUGAGUUAUACUUUUAAUAAAGGAUGAGACAAAGUUUUCCACAAUAUGGAUCGUGAGUCAUCACCCACAGACCAGCCACUCCAGCCCCUGCGCUUUCCAUAAUACUCUGGCUAUGCCCUGAAUACCAGUGCUCUCACCAAGGCCUUGUGUGUAUCCCUGACAACACUAUUCUGUCAGUGUGGCUUUCCCACAGAGGGCAAUCUGCCCGCGUUUCCGACCUUUUGCUGCACUGUAAGACUGGUAAUUCAUUGAUGUAUGAUAAGUGUUCUGGUAAAUGCAGUCAAGAUUUAUACUUUGUGAAGGACGAUAACAUCAGAGGAAAUGCACUGAUUAGUUGUAUACUGAUGAUUAUUUGUUUACUAACCACAAAUAUUUUGGUUAAAAAGACUCUAAACAUAGAAAACGCCUUAGAAGUCUGAGAAUAUGGGGCUUAAUUACUUUCCAGUGAUGGACUACUCUCACAGGACCAGACAUGAUCCCUAAAGAGAAUACACUAGUGACAUAAGUCACUAAGACGAAGUUGACAUAAGGGUGUACUAGGCAACGGACUCGUUUUUUAAAUUUCUAAGCUAAACCAAUUCCUUAUAAUGUCAGACCCCGGAGUAAGGGCAGUGACUGACAACAAACAUACAGUACCAUGGAAUGUAAGCCAAAAUGGCUGAAAAGUUGCCAAUAAUAAUAACCCUUUUCUGCUGGAAGCUGUGCCACGUCUUAGCUCUGCAAAUUAGUCAUCAUCCAUGUUGUCGAUAUUUUCCACUGCCAUGCGGUCUGUGUCAUAUUUAACUACCCUUGCUGAAUUUAUAUUUGAAUUUGAAUCUGAAUUUAAAUUUGCUUUUCUUGCCCUAGUACAAUGCAAACCAGCAUAUGGGUGAAAAUGAAAAUACUGGACACCGACAAUUGAUCAAACACAGUGGUCACAGAAUCGUCCUGAUUAAUGUUGCUGGCUAGAAUUGCUUCUCUGCUUUUUUGCUGGUGAAUUCAAGAAAUCAAAAGUUUAAUGAUUUUAAUCACUUUUAAACAGUAAAUAAUUUUUUUUCAAAUAUGUUUUUUUUACCCACUGUAGCAUUUUCUUAUUGCUAUUUAUCUUCAUCUGACAUUUCUUCAUAUUGACAUAUUGGUGGUGGAUAUAAAAAUAUCGAGGAUUAUGGGUAAUAUGCCGAGGUGUGCUCUACUGUCCGGUGGAAAAGCUGUAUAAACACAAGGUAAGCAUGUAUCUGUGUAUCAUGUGGUUGGAGAACAGUUUACAUGUAGAUUGCAAGGUUUCAAUAAAAGAUUCAUUCAAGACAUCACUCGCUUGAGAGGAUAUUACUCCUCUAGAGGAUAAAAGUUCCCAGACUUCUGGAAACUGGGGCUGGAUUUAGAGGGAAAUCCUGUGGACAUAAUGUUGUGCUCAUUUUUGCGGCAACUUGUCUUUUUUUUUUUUUUUUUUUUAAAGACUGUCUCCAGAUGUGUAUUUUUACUUAAAGAUUGCGUCAGGCACUAUGAGACUACUGAUAGACAUGCAACCACAUAAAGUCCCAUCCAUUAAAGGUACAAUAGGUAGUAUAUAUUAUUUAUAUUGCAUAGAAAAUGCAAAUAACCUGGCAAGAACAUGUAGAACAUCAACAAAAAUAAUUUUUGAUGAAAAAAUAAAAAAGGUGAUCAAAAGUGUAAUCAUAUGCCAAUGAGAUUCUUCAUGAGUUCUCAGAAAGACAAACAUAAUGGAGGUGCCCAGUAUAGCCAGAUCCUUUUUCUAAAAGUAAUGACAACAGAAGAACUGAAAGGGAUGUAUAGCUUCGAACUGUUUAAGGGAAUUUAAUGAGACACCAGGUUCCUCAUGGCCUGGUAAUUGAUCAUUAGCAUUGUAACUGCUUGGAUCAGUGGCUGCCUUUUACAUCAAGAAUUAACCUUAUCAUUUAGUUAGCUAUUAUUUUGGAUGAAUUACCUAAGUAGAUUGUGUGUGAUAACUGCAGCUAACUGUGCUUGUAAGCUCCAAGUAAUCUGGGUGGCUAAAAUUAGCCAGGUGAUCUGAGCUAACAUAGCAAAGGCUGUGACAUUAACCGAGUGAAUUAAUGCUGCCUAAAGAUAUUGGGAUGUCAGUGUAUCAUGAGUUAGGCAGCUAAGGUUAUGUUUUGUGUUUUGUCCCUAAAUAGGUGUGUUUGUGUUAAUUAUAGAGUAAUCGAAUCAUUCCCGAGGUGUUGUAGUUCACCAUUUAACAGCUCCUUUAAGUUGUAAGAUACAGGAUUUUUUUUUUUUUGGUGGUUAUUAGAGCAGCAAUAUUAAUUCUAACUAACCAUUUACGCUACGUAAUGAAGUAGAAUGAGCCAGUGUAUAUAACACUCUGCUGUUUUUGUGAAUGUAUGUCAAAUGUUUUGACAGUGUUUUAGCUAUGGGAUGACCCUGUGCAGUCUUGUUGUUAGGGAGUGUCUAUUUCAUGUUAUCAUAACAGGGUGGUGACAGAUUACUAUUACUGUAUUAGACGUCAAGCUUUUAUAGUCAUCUUAAUAGCUUGGUUGUUGUGUGUGAAUUGAUUUGUUUCCUUGAACAGUGAGAGAGCAAGGGACGGCUUCAUGUGGCAUGAGUGCUUGGGUGACGAGACCCUCUACAGGAAUAAUUAAAACUGCUGUUGGCCUGCAUGUACCAGCAUAUGUGUUAUACUGUAAUGUCACGAUUAGUUCCUGUCUAUUUUCUGUGUGACUGUUUUAGUUAAGGCCAUCUGGUGAUGCCGAAGAGCAAUAUGAGUGGAUAGGUAGUGGUUAUAGGGUAGAUCCUAAUGCACCGUAAAAUGAAAACAAUUUAUUGCUGAGAAUAAAAUAAGAAAUUUCACUUUUUAUCAAAAUAUAAUAUCACAAUGACACUAUUAUGUUUAUUUCAGCAUGUGUCCUAUAGCUCAGAAAGUUUACAUUUAAAUACUGACAUUAGUAUGUAUAGUAAUGGCUAACCUUUGAAUAUUUUACAUGUGCAGAACAAUACUGGAUCAGCAAGAGUAUGUGCUCACAAUAUAAAAUACUUAUCUCCAAAAAAACCUGCUGUAGAACUUGUUAGACAAUUGCAGAACCACAGUGAUAUUCUGUUUAAAGAAAACCAUUACUUAGUCUGAUUGUGCCAUGUGAUGAAGCUGUGGCCUAAAGUAUUUCCCAGCAUGUGGUUGUUUACUUUAGGUUUAUUGGAGAUGCAUGCGUUGUUUGAGUUUUGAUACUGCAGUGUUUGGUUAGGCAAUAAUCCAUACCUGCUCCUGUGAUGACAGGUGACAUGUGCAAGCAUAUUUUCUGUAAACCUCUCCUAAUGCUUGAAAUCCUCAAGCACACUUUUUGUCUCUGUAUGGCACAAUAACUAUGGUGAGGCAACCAAGUGCUCAUCUAAAAAUAUCAAAUUGCUACUUGGAACUUGAUUAGAGCAAGGGUGAUAGGUGGGCACAAGAGGUGCAGCGUGUGGUGUACGAGUGUAUUUUUUGCUGAGAGUGUGUGUGUUCCUGGUAGAGUGUAUGUAUUACAGUCAAGAGGUGAGUAUGUGCAUGGACAGCUGGCCCGGCUUUCCUUUGGAUAGCCUGUGACAGGACUAUUUCCAGCGCCUAUGGGUCAUGUUGCCGCUAGCAAAGAUAACACCCUGAUAGCACAAUAACUGUAACUGGCAAACACAUGGAGCUACAGAGCCUUGCAGCAGCUAAUCAUUGUUAAGGGGAAAACUUUUGCCACAAAGGACUUCUGAGGACUUCUUGGUCAACGGGACACGAAGAGAGCCAAACAAUGGAAUGCCCUCUCCUGCCUGCACUGCUCACAGCUUCAGAGACUUCAGAGGUUAAACGGCUUAGUUAGCAGUGUACCUCUCCCCCUAGAACACACGCAGCCAGGGGAAGAAGAGCGUCAAACAAAAAAGAAGGGGAUUUUUUUUUUCCUUUAAAAACAGAGCACCUUACUCUAGCGCUCUAGAGUUAUUUAAUUUUAUUUUAAUUAAAUUUAAGAACAGACAUCAUGAUGGAUUUAGCGCCGUAUCUAUGGAUGGUUGUAAUUGGCUUCAUCAUCGCCUUCAUCCUGGCAUUUUCAGUGGGAGCCAACGAUGUAGCGAACUCAUUUGGCACGGCGGUGGGCUCGGGGGUGGUCACAUUGCGCCAGGCCUGUAUCCUGGCCUCCAUUUUUGAAACGCUGGGCUCCAUGCUCCUUGGCGCCAAAGUGGGUGAGACCAUUCGGAAGGGGAUUAUAGAUGUCAGCUUGUACAAUGACACCGUACCCAUACUGAUGGCAGGCGAGGUCAGCGCCAUGGUCGGGUCUGCGGUUUGGCAGCUCAUUGCCUCAUUCCUUAAGUUGCCCAUUUCUGGAACUCAUUGUAUAGUGGGGUCUACUAUCGGCUUCUCAAUGGUGGCCAUUGGCACCAAAGGAGUACAGUGGAUGCAGCUAGUCAAAAUUGUUGCCUCCUGGUUCAUCUCUCCUCUACUGUCAGGCCUCAUGUCUGGCCUACUCUUCUAUGUCAUCAGAUAUUUCAUUCUUAAUAAAGACGAUCCUGUUCCAAAUGGCCUCCGUGCUUUGCCCCUCUUCUAUGCCUCAACUAUCGGCAUCAACACAUUCUCCAUCAUGUACACAGGAGCUCCCUUGUUAGGUCUGGAGAUGCUCCCAGUGUGGGCCAUCGCCCUCAUCACCCUGGCCGGCUCUCUGGUGUGUGCUGCUCUGGUCUGGAUCUUUGUCUGCCCCUGGAUGAGAAGGAAAAUAGCAAGUCGGCUGAAAAAAGAGCAUGUUCUCUCACGCAUCUCUGAUGAGAGUCUAGAUAAGAUUCCUGAGGAAGAAGAGGAGGCUCCGGUGUUUAAAGAGCUUCCAGGGGCAAAGAGUAAUGAUGAUUCUGAGCUGCCCUUGACUGGGGAAUCCACUGGGGAGCUAAACAGCCUGGCCAAUGGUGGCACCGUCCUUCCUAACGGCCGGGUGUACGGUCGCACACACUCCAUGACAAAUGGCUGUCUGAAGUCGCCAGUGUCCAACGGAAGCUUUGCUUUUGAUGGACAUGUGCGCAGCGACGGCCAGGUGUACCACACUGUGCACAAGGACUCGGGUCUCUACAAGGAUCUGCUACACAAGAUCCACGUGGGCCGGCUGGAGGAAGAGCGGCCCGACGUCAGCCACCGGGUCCUGCGCCGCAACAACAGCUACACGUGCUACACAGCGGCCAUCUGUGGCAUGGCCGUUCAGCCCCUACUGCGCUCAGAGUCGAGUGCUGCAGCGCCACCUGAGGACAGUGAGAAGCUGGUGGGUGACAGUGUCUCCUAUUCUAAGAAGCGUGUCCGUUAUGACAGCUAUUCUAGCUACUGCAAUGCUGUGGCCGAGGCUGAAAUCGAGGCAGAGGAGGGGGGUGUGGACAUGAAAGUGGGAUCUGAGAAGCUUGAGUCAAUGCAAGGUGCAGGAGGGGUGCUGGAUGACUGCGCUGAUGAGGACAAAGAAGAGAAGGACAAGCCCCAGGUUUUUCUGCUCUUCCAUUUCCUGCAGAUCCUCACUGCCUGCUUUGGGUCCUUUGCACAUGGUGGCAACGAUGUCAGUAAUGCCAUCGGCCCACUGGUGGCACUGUGGAUGAUCUAUGACCAGGGCGGGGUAAUGCAGGACUCGGCCACUCCUGUGUGGCUGCUGUUCUAUGGAGGCGUGGGCAUCUGUGCUGGCCUGUGGGUGUGGGGACGCCGCGUAAUCCAGACCAUGGGCAAGGACCUCACCCCCAUCACGCCUUCCAGUGGAUUCACUAUUGAGCUGGCUUCAGCGGUCACUGUUGUGCUGGCGUCCAAUAUUGGACUCCCUAUCAGUACCACGCACUGCAAGGUGGGUUCAGUGGUGGCUGUUGGAUGGCUGCGCUCGCGGAAGGCGGUAGAUUGGCGUCUCUUCCGGAACAUUUUCCUGGCUUGGUUCGUCACGGUUCCUGUAGCAGGCCUGUUCAGCGCCGCUGUCAUGGCCCUGUUCGUCUACGGCAUCCUGCCUUUCGUAUGAGGGCGAGGACCAGAGAUGGAGAGAAUUAUAGUAAGGUGAUUGGGAAGGCGAGGGAAAAAAUUUUAUAAGACCAGGAGGUGGUAAGAUGAAAGGACAGAUUGAAAAAGAGUUAAUGGGGGAUGGCCAUAGAGAGGGUGUUUAAAAGCUGCCUAGGAUGCAUCUAGAAUCUUCUGAUUAACUGUCCUUUGUUAUCUCUACAAAUGUAUCUACUUUUUUCUGUUUUAGCUGUUGUAAUGUUACUGAACACCGUAGGUCUCAUGCUUCAUCCAUAACACAAUGAAGCAGUAACACAAAAAAGGUUUCUCAUACAAAAGUGAUCAUGCCAACAAAAUUUGCUAAUCCUCAAGGUUGAGACUACAUGAGCAAAUUCUCAGAUCAGCACAUAUGAACUUUAUAUAUACACACACACAGACAAAUUCAUGCAUUCUUCAAUUACCACACACCAUACUGAUACAUGACAAGAAGGUGUUUCAUAAAGCACCAUACAGCACAGUUUAGAUCAGCGUAAUUUUGAAAGCACAAAGCUUCACUGACCUACUUCACUAAAUGGCUAUAUGAGGCUUUAUUUAAUCUGAAAUAUACACUGUAUGAUAAGAGCUGCAGUAUACUAUGUCCACUCAAAUGAAAAGCUGGUGAUGUAAAUGUAGGUAAACUCUUAAACAUUGGAGGCCAUGUAAGGUCUACACUGCAAUAACUGCUGUAUCUCUUGGAACUUUGACUUAGGGUCCCUAAAAUCAGCUAAAUGUAAAUAUUGUGUUAUUCAUCAUACCUCAACAAGUCUCUGCCAUUUAAAUAAAGCUAGUGAGUCAAAAUAUGAGGAGGAUGGAGUAAAACACUAUAAGUCCGAUAUAUGAUUGUCAUUGUUGGGUUAAAAAAAAAAAAAGCUCUUUUUAUCAUAUUUAUUCAGAUUAUAAAAGAUUAUAGAACUUUUCAUAAAAGUUUAUUUUAAAGAAUAUAAAGUAAACAACAAAACGCUAUCUUACUUUUAACAGUGUGUGCUAACAUUUCUUCUGUAAAUAUUUUCUGCGAUAGACUUUGGAUAAGCUCUGUAUUUAGUCUCUAGACAUCAUAGAACCUGCAAUGUAGAGAUUAAGCUUUGACAGAGCAGGCACAAGCUACUGAGGAUUACUAAAGAAAAAUAAAUGCAUCAAGGACAUAACAUUUCUAACAAAUCAAGAGCUACAACACCAGAAACACCAUUUUAUAUGAUUUUUAGAUACGAUUUGAGUCCAGCCCAGUUAUUUUGUUAUUGGAUUUCAAAUUUGAGCUAAGAAUCAAUCCCCACACAGUAAUUUGUAAAAGGCUUAUACUCGUGCACACCAAAAUGUACCACUCUCUCGAUAAUUAAUCACAUUUCAUUUCUAAAUCACUAGAAUAGGAGAAAAACAAAAUAUUGUACAUAUUUUAAAAUUACAUUUAGGCACUUUAGGUGUUUUAAAAGAUGUAUAUUAUCCAAAUGAUGAUGUAUUAAUGUUCUUGCACUGAUGUGAUAGCUAUUGGAAAAAGAUUUUGGCCCUAUGCACCAAGACCUCUAAGCAAUACAGCAGGUGCCUCAAUCAUUCUCUUAAAAUAUUCACCAAAGAUUAACUCAGAUUUCAUGUAUUCCCAGUUAGGCUUAAAUGCAUUCAAUCAUUUUGUCUUUAGUCUCUCAUUCGUUAUUUGAAAAGCCAAACACAAAGUAUCUGUAUACAGUAUUUAUGUACACUGUAACAAGGCAUGCCAAUAGAAUCCAACAAAAAUGCCAAGAUAAUGCCUAAAUGUGCAGAUAUAGCCAAAAUCUACUUUAACAGUACAGUGCAUUGCACCAGCACAUACGCAAAUACACCCACGCACACAUACACACCAGCAUCUGCGCAUACUGUUUGGGAAAGGCAGUGUUAGAACUCCAGUUCAGACAGGCAUGGCUACUGGUGAAACGAUAUGACGCCUCUCAUUCAUUACACUGUCACUCAGUUUAAUCCACAAAGCUGUCUAGAAUCUGGCCAUGAAGUCAGUGCCAACGGUUACUAGUUACUCAUUUACAAAAUAUGGUGGUCAUAAGUGAUUGGUGCUGGUCUAAAUAACACCUUAAUGCUCUGCCUACAGAAUGUGGCUUUGAACCAAUGCAAAGUGUUAACCUUGUUUUUCCUUGUGAGUGUACUAUACUUUUUUGUUUGUUUGUUUGUUUUUUAUCUCUCAUCAUGAACAAAUCUAUGCUUCGGUGCCCAUUUGCCUUGUAAUAUUGUGCUUUACUGUUUGUCGAAUACAGUAAAUUCAGUACUGUGGUGUUUACAUUAUCACACGUAGGUAGAAAUAACUCCGUACUGUUGCCUAAAAUUGACAAACUAUUUACUACACAAUUAAAGAUAUACAGGAAUAGUGUGAGGUAUCUCAUGUCAUUUCGUGUUUUAGUUUGUAGCGGUGUGAAUUAUGAUCAUAUGUUACUUUUACACUGCUAUAUGUAGUUUUAAAAAAAAAAAGAAUCAAACUGUAAAGGUGAGUGUGAUUAAAAAAAAAAAUCAUUAGAUAUAUGAAUAUCAUUCAAACUAUAUUUUUCUACAUGUAUGAGUUUUACCUUGAGUGAAUUUUGGAGAGAGAACUGGGCUAAAAUGAGUCCUAGCAGAAAUUUGUUAUAUUGAGAAAUGGAUCUACAUACAGUAUGUACUAAUAUAAAGUUCUCUCAAUUAAUGCAAUAUGUAACAGUAUCAUUCAGGUAAGGGUUUAAUAUACUUUAAAAUGGUCUUGGAGAGAUUCCACAAGUCCAUUAUCACUGGAAUUCUGUCCCUUGUUUAUAAGCAUGGUGGCUUAUUCAAAUUCAACAAUGUUAAAGAUUAUUUUAGCAAUGUACUUGAACAAAAGUAGUUAUACCAUAGUUUAGGCAAGGCAGUUUUUGACUAAGUUUUUGACUACAAGCAGCAGAUGAUGUAAUUUUCAGCAGUUGUCCUCUUUCUGUCACUAAGACAUUAAUGUGUGAGCAGUGAAACCUCAUAUGACCCGUGUUUCUUUGGGGAUGCAGUAGCUUGUGUGGCCACAGGAUGGUAGCAUAUAACUAUUGUAAACAUCCUUCAUCUAGGACAAUUGCCAAUGGCUGCAUUUCAUAAAGCUAUAUAGAAAACUCAUCAGAUCCCUCUGAAAUUACUUAGUUAUUAUCUUUAUGAACCUAAUAUGAUCCAACCUACUAUGACUUCAGUGUAUAGUAACAUAUCAGUGAAAUUGGACAAUGUGCAAAGUAACCAUCCAGUUAGCUGUGUAGAUAAAUGUUUCCAGUUUUGCUUGGCAUCAUAUCAGCAUUCUCCUUUAGUGGCUGUACUGAUUGCAUUUCUUAUUUGUCUUCUCAUUCGCAUUGAAACCUAGAGCGAAUGUAGCCUGCUCCCCUGCUGAUGCCUGCUACGUGUUUUUCCCUGUGCUGCCAUGCUGUAAACAGUCUGGAACCCUCUUAAACCAGGGCCAUAGACCUAAAUACUACCCUUAUCUGCAUAUGUACUGUAUUACUGUUUCUAUUUCUUUUUGGAAUUUUUGUGAGAGUUGUCUGCAUUUUGAACUAAUUAAAUUAUGGGAAUUAAAACGACAAAGAAUAACA